AUGGGUGACUACUCGAAAGCACUUGAAUUUUACGAAAAAGAUCUCGAAAUCACGAAAAAAGCUCUGCCUCCGAAUCAUCCCGAUUUGGCUCAAUCCUACAACAACUUCGGUCUCGUGUAUGACAACAUGGGUAACUACUCGAAAGCACUUGAAUUUUGCGAAAAAUCAUAUCAAAUCAGAGAAAAAGCUCUGCCUUCGAAUCAUCCGGAUUUGGCUCAAUCCUACAACAGCGUCGGUCUCGUGUAUGACAACAUGGGUGACUACUCGAAAGCACUUGAAUUUUACGAAAAAGCACAUAAAAUCCACGAAAAAGCUCUGCCUCCAAAUCAUCCCAAUUUGGCUGCUUUUUAUAAAAACAUCGGUCAAGUGUAUAACAAUAUGGGUGACUACUCGAAAGCACUUGAAUUUCACGAAAAAGCACAUAAAAUAUACGAAAAAGCUCUGCCUUCGAAUCAUUCCUCAUUGGCUACUUCUUGCAACAGCGUCGGUUCGGUGUAUCACAACAUGGGUGACUACUCGAAAGCACUUGAAUUUUACGAAAAAGCACUUGAAAUAAGAGAAAAAGCUCUGCCUCCGAAUCAUCCCGAUUUGGCUACUUCUUACAACAACAUCGUUGGAGUGUAUAACAACAUGGGUGACUACUCGAAAGCACUUGAAUUUUACGAAAAAGCACUUAAAAUCCUCGAAAAAGCUCUGCCUCCGAAUCAUCCCAAUUUGGCUUAUUCGUACAGCAACAUCGGUCUCGUGUAUGAGAACAUGGGUGACUACUCGAAAGCACUUGAAUUUUACGAAAAAUCACAUCAAAUCUUCGAAAAAGCUCUGCCUCCGAAUCAUCCCGAUUUGGCUACUUCCUACAACAACAUCGGUGGAGUGUAUAAGAACAUGGGUGACUACUCGAAAGCACUUGAAUUUUACGAAAAAUCACUUAAAAUCCUCGAAAAAGCUCUGCCUUCAAAUCAUCCUCAUUUGGCUAGUUCCUACAACAACAUCGGUUUGGUGUAUCACAACAUGGGUGACUACUCGAAAGCACUUGAAUUUUACGAAAAAUCACAUAAAAUCAGAGAAAAAGCUCUGCCUCCAAAUCAUCCCUCAUUGGCUACUUCCUACAACAACAUCGGUGGAGUGUAUGACGAUAUGGGUGACUACUCGAAAGCACUUGAAUUUUACGAAAAAUCACUUAAAAUAAGAGAAAUAGCUCUGCCUCCAAAUCAUCCCGAUUUGGCUAUUUCCUACAACAACAUCGGUAUGGCGUAUCUCGGCAAAGGAGACUACUCGAAAGCACUCUCAUUCUUAGAAAAGGCACUUUCUAUAUGGCAAAAAUCACUUCCACCUAACCAUCCUAAUAUUAAAACUGUCACAAACUCAAUUGACAAUGUAAAAAAGAGAAUGUAA
Molecule: messenger RNA, 1392 nt
Organism: Rotaria sordida
Lineage: Eukaryota; Metazoa; Rotifera; Eurotatoria; Philodinida; Philodinidae
Source: the annotation of a GenBank genome assembly